Cyclopterus lumpus (lumpfish) is the source of this 3777-nucleotide messenger RNA. RefSeq names its product tropomyosin 1 (alpha) (gene tpm1). The record is from RefSeq and is a predicted model, not a curated record. Gene Ontology annotation, biological process: actin filament organization; cardiac muscle contraction. Gene Ontology annotation, cellular component: actin filament. Lineage: Eukaryota; Metazoa; Chordata; Actinopteri; Perciformes; Cyclopteridae. The transcript has 9 exons. Bases 145 to 999 code for a protein of 284 amino acids. Gene Ontology annotation, molecular function: actin filament binding.
AGUACAUAUUUGACAGGGUACAGUCAGGCAGGGCCUGUACUCCAGCUUCGUGUUCAGUUCGGCACAGACGCCCUAAACGCUCUCCCACUCCCUUCUUGGUUUUCAUUUGGACGUUUUGUUGGUGCCGAACAGCAAUAAGCAGCCAUGGACGCCAUCAAGAAGAAGAUGCAGAUGCUCAAGCUCGACAAGGAGAAUGCCUUGGACAGAGCUGAGCAGGCUGAGGGAGACAAGAAAGCAGCAGAGGACAGAAGCAAACAGCUUGAGGACGAUUUGUUAGCUCUGCAGAAGAAGCUGAAGGGAACUGAGGAUGAGUUGGACAAGUACUCCGAGGCUCUUAAAGACGCCCAGGAGAAACUUGAGCUGGCUGAGAAGAAAGCCGCAGAUGCUGAGUCAGAUGUCGCUUCACUUAACAGACGUAUCCAGCUGGUUGAGGAGGAGUUGGAUCGCGCUCAGGAGCGUCUGGCAACUGCCCUGACCAAGCUGGAGGAGGCUGAGAAGGCAGCUGAUGAGAGCGAGAGAGGCAUGAAGGUCAUUGAGAACAGGGCCAUGAAGGACGAGGAGAAGAUGGAGCUGCAGGAGAUCCAGCUGAAGGAGGCUAAGCACAUCGCUGAGGAGGCUGACCGCAAAUAUGAGGAGGUGGCCCGUAAGCUGGUCAUCAUUGAGGGUGACCUGGAGCGUACAGAGGAGCGCGCUGAGCUGAAUGAGGGACGGGCUCGGAGAGCGGACGAUGAGCUCAGGGUUUUGGAGCAAAGCAUGAAAUCACUAAACUCCUCAGUCACAAAGUACUCCCAGAAGGAGGACAAAUACGAGGAGGAGAUCAAGGUCCUCACUGACAAGCUGAAGGAGGCUGAGACUCGUGCUGAGUUUGCUGAGAGAUCAGUAGCCAAGCUUGAGAAGACCAUUGAUGACUUGGAAGAUGAGUUGUAUGCCCAGAAACUGAAGUACAAGGCCAUCAGCGAGGAGCUGGACCACGCCCUCAACGACAUGACUUCCAUGUAAUUGUCAACUUGCUGCGCCUGCUUGUUCCGCCGCCCCCCUCUCUUUCCCUGCACCUCUGUUUUCCUGUACACCAGCUACCUCACCUUCAUCCCCUCCCUUAUAUUUCUUUUUCGCCGUUAUAACAAGUACAUCCAACCCUUGUAUCUGUCCCUACACUUAAAAAUGGCUAUGCAGCUAUGUUUUUAUAGUCUUAAAGUCGAAUGUCUUAAAACAGACCUUGUGGUAUUUGAAGUCCACAAGCAAUAAUAACAACUCUCUCUGGUUUACGCGGCACACUUUAUUAGUGUGGCUAUGAUACUGGAUGCCCUUUUGUAUCAUUGAUGUUUGAAGAAUACUGUAAACUGGACUUGAGUAAUAUUAUGCAUUGCUGAUUUUGUCAGUCUAUGCAUUUCUUUUUUUAUAAAUUCAUUUCUAAAUACUAAAUAUUUUCACAAGAUAUUUUGACAUUCUGGCAAUGCAUGGAAGUUGUCUAUUGAAUUUGUUUCAAUGAAUCCGAUUCUAACUCAAGGUUAUGAGUGUUUCGUCUUUCCUCUUCUACUAACAUGGUCUACUUCUGUCCAGAAGAAAGGCCCCCUGAGUGUUGCGAGAUCCCCUUUUUUGUUCCGUCGUUGCACCCGUUGAAGGUUAACUUUCACAGUUUACCUUCACUGUCAUUGAGUCCCCAGUUUUGCUAACUUAGUGUUGUCCCCCAACAUUUCUGUGGGAGGUGGACAAAGCGCACAGUAUCCACCUGGUAAAGCGGUGCUCCUUGUGUGUUACCAGAAAGGUCUUGAUGUAAAUCUGAGGAAGGAGUUGGUCCGACCUCCAGAUUGUGUUUGCUAGUGUGUGCUGUCCUUCACAAUGCCCUGCCAUUGUGAAGUCUGGUUGUGUAGUGCCGUGCCGUGACUCCUGUGGUUCUGGUGGAUUGUGGUGCGCAUCUCAAAUUCCCGUAGGUCCCCCGCCCGACCCCCUGGUUCACUGUACUUCUUCUCUCCCACGCAGAUAAAUAUUUCACACCUCAUCAAAGACGCCUCCUGCCGGCUGAGCGGCAUCUGUCCGCUCUCUCCAGCCAUCUCUCAAUUUUCCCAUCCCUCUCUGUCUUUGCUUUCCUUUCCUCAUGUUUUCAUCCUCAUGUCGAAGUUAAUUGCAUCUCAUCACUUGUACAGACUCUUAGCAUCUUUCUGCAUUGUGUAAAAAAAAAUAAACGUCCUUCCUUCUAUGCAAGCUGUAUCUCUUUACUCUGUCCUUUUUUUUCUUUUUAAUUUAUUUAUUUUCAAGUGGCUGAAAAAACAAAACAAGUAGCCUUGAUUUUAAGUUCUUAUCUUCCUUUUUUUUCCCCGCAUCUCAACAAGCCAGUAGUUGAGCUUCACCCAGCUUUUCUUUGUUCUUGUUCUUUUCUUCAAAUAUUGUUCUGUCAACCUGAUAUGAGCAAUAUCUCAGUGGUGUCAUGAGCACAGAAACCUAGAACAACUACAGGUACUUGACUGAAAGCUGAGCCAAGUUGUCUUCUCUGAUUUUCAACAUGUAGUACUGUGACAGGAGGAGCAGAGUGGAAGACUUUAGAAGUGUAGGGAAUUAGUGUUGGAUUGUUAUCGGGAUUGUGGUGAAGUAGAAGAGUAAAGGUUGUUAUGGUGGAGUACAGAACAGUAUGUAAGAUUUGUUGAGCCUCAUCUGGUUGCUGGAAAAAUUGGAGUAAACUGCUAUCGGUGAUUAUUAGACAUGGCCUUUGUAUGCUACACGGUAUCCUGUCAUAUAUUUGAAUAAAAAAACAAUCACAUAUUCUGAGUUUUUUCUGUUUUUUAUUUAAGUUGUCACCCGUAACUCCAGAGCGAGAAGCAGAAAUAAGCAAUUUUCUGGUGUUUUUGAGAUUACGUUGUCAGCCCACAACAAACUGGUUGAUCAGUUUGGAUAUUGAUCAGCCAUAUUUUAGCAGAUGAUAAGAUGCACUUGAUAGAGGAUGGUAUGACCAAAUGUCAGAUACACAUGUAGUUUAGCAUUUGAUUUCCCCCACAUUAUCUUAACAUUUAAAGGCGCCAUUUGACCUUUUCACCUUGUCCGGCUCAAUUUGCGCCUGUGUUUUCACUCUACACACAAAACACCCUCUCAAAAACCAGAACAUCAAAACACUGUUUGAUUAUGUUAUUUAAUGGCUAUUCAGAUACUAUCCGUGUGUUUUUAUAAAGAUUAAAAAAAGUAACCGAUGGCCUGUUCUGGAGAAGGUAGGUGUCAACAGGCCUUUUCUCUUUUCCUCUGAUUUCCUGUCCUCUCUCUGUUUUUUCUACUUGCUUUCUGACUGCAAAGAUCGCCUCCACCAUCAACUUCAGACAAACCGCCUUCUCACUAACGAACUGCGCGUGGCCUUGAAUGAGGACUAAAUUGUGUGAAUGUUUUCCGUGUUUGUUUGUGACAAUCUGAUCCAGAGCAAGAUCCAAAGUUCUUCCGUUUGCAUUGUCCAUGUACGAUGCCCGCACUGCUUGAAAUCUGUGUUGCUGUGUAGUUGACGUUUGGUAAAAAUCAGGGAUUAACUCAAAUGUAUAAUGUAUAGUCCUGCAAUCUAGUAUUAUGAUAUAAUACAAUAUUUUUUUUAUGGAUUGUUGUGUUUGUAACCUGUUUGCAUGGUGGCUUGCACAUCAUAAUAUGACCUUGUUUACUCAAUGUGUUGCUCUUGUUUUCUGUCCAUGAAGUGUAGGUAAACCGUUUUCGUGACUGACCUGAGUGAUGCAGCCAGCUUGAUUAUUAAUGCAGGCUAACCACUCACUUGUGCUUGCUUGUGUGAGAUUAUAACUUCUCCAUUUGAUG